AGAUGUAAGGAACGACAGCAGCCUCAGGCCUCAGGUCUAGGUUGGAGGCCAGCAGGCAGCUACAUAAACCGCAUCGAAACUGCUCGUACAGGUUACUACAACCAUAGCUCUUCUUGAACCAUGUCAACGAUUACCUCCGAAACGCCUGGUGUUCUCAUCGUUGGUGCAGGUCCCACAGGGCUUACCGCUGCCUUGACCCUCGCCAAGAAUGGUGUCCCAGUACGGAUCAUCGACAAGAGGUCUACUUUCGGCACCGAGCAGCGCGGUGCUGGGAUCCACCCUCGGACGCUCGAACUCUUCAACUACCUAGAUGUGCUUCCGGACGUGUGGGAGAAAGGCAUACCCUUCUCUCCCUUCCAGCAUUACAAGCUACCCGGAGGCGUUGAGCCCCUCGGUAAACCAUAUUGGCCUGUUGACCCAGCCACACCGACUCCAUCUAUUCCCUGGAUAAACCCGUGGUUGAUCGGACAGUGUCAUACCGAAGCCAUCCUGCGCAAGCAUCUUGCAACAUACGGAUACGAAGUGGAGCUCAAUACCGAAUUUCGAAGCCUGGAGCAAUCGCCGGACCACGUCACAGUUACUACGGCGAAAGGGGAGGAUGGCACAGAGGCCAUUACGUCUGCGUCGUACCGCUGGGUCAUAGCUGCAGACGGAGGGCGAAGUGCACUGAGGAAGCAACUCGGAAUUCCCUUCGAGGGCCAGCAGCUACCCGACCGCAUGGUUCUCGGCGAGAUGCAGUUGUCCGGUCUGGAUCGCGAGCAUUGGCAUCGAUGGAACGAUUGGGGAGAGAGAAUCAGGCCAACCGUGGUCUUCCGUCCCACAGAGACCGAGGACCGGUUCUGGUUCAUGGUCGGAGGGAACGUCAACUAUGAGAAGAUCAUAUCCAAUCGCGAUGCCUUGGUUGAGACCAUCCGCGACUGCAUCGAGCGCAAAGACCUGCAAUUUGGUGAACUGUACUAUGUGCUCGAGUACAAGCCGAGCGUCCGGAUGGUUGACAGGCUUUCUGAAGGGCGUGUCUUUCUGGCAGGAGAUGCAGCUCACAUCCACAGCCCAGCAGGCGGACAGGGACUCAACACAAGUGUUCAAGACGCAUUUAACCUCUCCUGGAAGCUCGCACUCGUGGAGCGAGGCGUCGCCCAAACCUCACUCCUCUAUUCGUAUUCCGCCGAGCGUCUCCCUGUGAUCAAGCGCAUGAUUCAAGAGACGCGGAGAAUCUUCGAGCUGACGAUGCAAAGCAAGGCACGCCCUGAGGGCAUGGCGCCUUGGGGCAAGUCCGAGGGGCUCAGGCAGCUCGGAGUCAACUACCGCUCGAGUCCCAUCCUUGUGGACGAGCGACACGCGGAUGGCGCACAGCAGGAAACAUACGAUGCGUACGGCAUCGGUCUUGGGGCAUUGGGUGGGGUUGGAUUGCGUGCAGGCGAUCGCGCACCGGACGCCCCUGGGCUGGUCGACGUGACGGAAGCUGGCUCUGAGGUGAAGACGAGAUCCCUCUUUGGGAUUUUUCGACCCGUCUAUCAUACCGUCCUGAUGUUCGGCGAAGACUCCACGGCUGCGAGCGAGGUGAUGGAUGGGUUGAAGGCGUACCCUGCGCAGCUCCUACGUGUUGUGACGAUCCAUCCUCAGCAAGGACCCGUUACCGCUGGUGUAGUCACCGACAUCACUGCGGACUUCGCUCUCAGGGACGGACACGGGCACGCAUACACUGGUUAUGGCUGCUCGCCUGAAGUAUUCUCGGUCGUUGUCGUUAGACCGGACGGAGUGGUUGGGGCCAUCGUGUUGGGUGCGAAAGGGGUUCAGAAGUAUUUUGACCGCGUGUUCGACGCAUUCCAGUGAACGCACUGUCACUUGGCAAUGGAACAGUAUAACUGUCG
Molecule: messenger RNA, 1871 nt
Organism: Rhodofomes roseus
Lineage: Eukaryota; Fungi; Basidiomycota; Agaricomycetes; Polyporales; Fomitopsidaceae
Product: monooxygenase
Exons: 12
Coding region: 121-1833 (570 amino acids)
Molecular function (GO): FAD binding
Source: RefSeq, a predicted model, not a curated record